Molecule: messenger RNA, 4244 nt
Organism: Chiloscyllium plagiosum (whitespotted bambooshark)
Lineage: Eukaryota; Metazoa; Chordata; Chondrichthyes; Orectolobiformes; Hemiscylliidae
Source: RefSeq, a predicted model, not a curated record
GCCACUCAACCAAUUGCUUUUCUACUUGAUCCUUAGGUCCGCCACAGAUUUCUUCAAGAGUGAUCAACCGACAGACCGUGAGGUUAGGUCGAACGAUCAAGUUGCCGUGCCCAGUAGAGGGUGACCCCCCACCAUUGACCAUGUGGACGAAAGAUGGCCGCACCAUUCACAGCGGUUGGACGCGAUUCCGGGUCCUGCGCCAGGGUCUGAAAAUCAAAGAAGUGGAAGCUGAAGAUGCUGGGACCUACAUCUGCAAGGCCACUAAUGGUUUUGGCAGCAUUAACCUCAACUACACUCUCAUUGUGAUUAAUGAUUCAAGCACAGGAAGGAAUGGACAAAAGCUGCCUCAAGGAUCCAAUGGGGAAUAUACAAAUGAAGAUCCCACAGGAAAACAAUGGGUGAGACCUAGGUUUACACAACCCACCAAAAUGCGUCGCAGAGUGAUUGCCCGUCCUGUGGGUAGCUCGGUCCGGCUGAAGUGCACUGCAAGCGGAUAUCCCCAGCCUGAUAUUACCUGGCUAAAGGACAACAAGCCUCUUGUCCUUCAGGACAUGGGCGAUACCAAGAAGAAGAAGUGGACUUUGACCCUGAAGAGCUUGCGGCCCGGAGACAGUGGGAAGUACACGUGUCGUGUCUUUAGCAGAGCGGGUGAAAUCAAUGCAACAUACAAGGUUGAAGUAAUCCAGACCACCAGGUCCAAACCCAUUCUAACUGGAACCCACCCUGUAAACACCACUGUCGAUUAUGGAGGUACCACCUCUUUUCAGUGCAAGGUCCGCAGUGACGUUAAGCCUGUGAUUCAGUGGCUGAAGAGAGUAGAGUACGGCAGCGAGAACAAGUACAACUCCACCAUUGAUGUUGGCGGACAGAAGUUUGUGGUGCUGCCAACGGGAGAGGUCUGGUCCAGACCUGAUGGCUCUUACUUAAACAAACUGAUGAUCUCCCGAGCAAAAGAGGAGGAUGCUGGGAUGUACAUCUGCUUGGGCGCCAACACCAUGGGAUACAGCUUCCGGAGUGCCUUCCUUACUGUGCUACCAGACCCAAAGCCUCCAAAAGGCCCUGUGACUAAUUCUUCGAACAGCAGCCUCCCAUGGCCCGUGAUCAUCGGAAUUCCUGCUGGUGCCAUCUUCAUCUUUGGCACCAUCCUCCUCUGGCUUUGCCAGGCAAAGAAGAAGCCGUGCACCAGCCCAGCAGCAACCGUCCUUCACCGACAGCAGCAGCAGCAGCAGAGGGACCGGGGCUGUGUACCGGACAAAGAGUGUAUUACCCCCAUCAACUACGAGGAGUACCUGGCCCAGCAGCAGCAGCAGCACCUCCUAGUGCCAGGGCCCCCACCGCCAGCCCCAAAAAUGUACCCAAAGAUCUACACUGACAUCCACACCCACACACACUCCCAUGUUGAAGGCAAGAUUCACCAGCACCAGCACAUCCACUACCAGUGUUAGCGAUGGCAUCUGCAGCACUUCCCAAUCUCCCAACAAGGGGCCUCGAAAGAUCAAGCAAAUUCCGUUUGUUAGCCUCCUCCUACCUAUCCCCAAUCACUCUCUCUCUCUGACAUAGACACACGCACCCGCACACACAUGCACACACAUACACCAACACACAGCUACACAUACAGACACACACACAGACUCCACAUAUAUACAGAUACCCACACAGACACCACAGACACACAGACAUGCACACCCCUGACGCACAAAACCAUUCACACAGCUACAUACAAAUACACUCGCACACCCAUACGCAAACAUGUACACAUACACACAUGCACAUGCCCCCCCCCCCAACAUCCACAUACACAGCCCCACACACGCACGCACACAUACUGCCAGUAAACUGAAAGUUGCCUGGCAAAAGACCUUGUUGCGAGGAAUUUGGGAGGCAAGAGUGGAAAAUGGAGCUAGCUCUGAAAUUCCUAUGAAAUGAGAAUGUACUUGGAAGCAUGAGGGACGGAGGUUACAGCGAGAAUGUUUCAAGGUGAUAUUUUAGAAGCGAUUCAGAUCUUACUAAUAGAUUGACCCAAGGCAAAUUUUCUUUUCACAAAACAAAACUGCAAAGACUGAAUCAUCUCACACUUCACAAUCCCAAUUGAAACACCUUUCGAAAUGAAACUAUCUUUUGGUGCACAGUCCAUCUAAUUGAAUCAUUGCCCCAGGUACUGAGCAAUUACUUUGUUUCGAUAAAUUAUAUUAGAAAAUGUAAACUACUUGAGGUAUAUUUGAAUACUGUGAGAACUAGUUUGUCUAUGCAGUUAAAUUCACUUGACACAAAGAUACCUUAUCAACAACACCAAAUAAUAUUUAUAUAUUAUAUAUAUUUCAAAAAUAAUUACUAUUACCUGGAAGUUGAACAGGGACAGUAUAUUAUAUUUCCAAUCAUACACAUAAUGAACCCAGUGCUUCAGAAAGGCUUCACCACUGGUUAGUGCCAAAUCAAAGUUUAACUGUGUUUUAAAUAAACUUGCUGUCUACAUUAAGUUCCUGGCUGACUUGAUAUUCGGGAUUGUAUAGUCUAUGCUACCACAUAAACAUCUACUGGACAUUGGUGAAGACCUUUAAAAAUGUACCCCACAAAAUAAGUAUGUCUUGCCACUGCCAUUUCAAGGGAAAAGAACAGCAGGACAGUGCUUCGAAUGUGAAACAAUAUGAACUGUCUUGGUGAAAUAUUUAUUCACCUUUGAAGGAAAAGAGCAGGCUGCUGUAUUUCACUGUCACCCACUGUAGAGACACUGGACAAUUGAGUAUAUCAAGGAGGAAAAUGAAUCACAGUCCAGCAGCUAACCUCCUCCUAGUGGACUGACUUGUGCCUGCUCUUACUGGAGAUCACACUCUUCUAUUCUGUACAAUCAUGUUUCAAAGAUGUUUUAGCAAAUAGGACCUCAGUAGUGCCUUGUGUGGAUUAGAGAGAUGCUAACCACAGAUAUAAGCCUUCUUUUGUUGUUGUAAAACUAUAUAGAUUUUAAACAGAAAGUCAUGUAUAUUUAAUUUAUUUUGUUAAGUGAGAAAAACUGUAUCAUAUUUUCCUCUAAAAACAGGUGUUUCGAUAAAUAUAUUUGAUCAAGGUGAAAUUGAAUUGUUGCAGAGUUUUUACACAGAAGCCCUACACAGAGUGCAUUGACUUGUAUCAUUGAUUGGUGGGUGCAGGGAGACAGUGUGAAAUAUUUUAAUGUAAAGCCUUUUUAAUUCAAAAACAACACAUUUUUUGUAUUCUUUAUAUCGACAAUCCUGUAUAGACUGCCCCAUUGUUACCAGCAGCUUUUCACUUCAAAUUUGUUCUGUUCUGAACACACUUGUAUUGUUUUAUAACACUUUCAAAAAGAGCUAUUUUAUUAGGAAGAUGAUGUAAUGACAUUAUGGACUAAUGCUGCACUCGUGAGGUAAAUGAUCUUAAUAUUAUAUUCCUGGAAUAUCACUUAAGCUGUUUCUUGCCUUUUUGUCUCUUAAAAGAUAUUUAAACAAAUGAGCAACCACUCUAAAUUGCAAUGGGAAAUUAAUAGCAGUGUAACGUGAGCAUGUGACUGACCAAGAAUGACUAAAGAAGUUCCAGGUUAACAGCUUGCCUUAGUUGUCUAUUUGUACCAGAAGGUUUUCAAGGGCUGUUGUUAAAGCACUUAAUAGGAAAAGGUGCAUUCAGUCCCAAUUGCUAUCGUGGGUAAAGUUCACUGAAACUUUCACCCUUGGGAGAGGCAGACAUUACUCACUGACUACCUUUUGAAGACGGACCUGUGGUACAUGAGCCAUAAACAUGGCAGAAAUCUGGAGCUCAUCACCAUGUGGUUAUUUCUGUCAACGAUGGCAAGUUACAGACAAAAGGUAGUGAGUGAGACUCAAGCCAAGCCAAAUCUAGCAAUGCGAACAGGAAAAACACAACUACAGUGUCGAAGAAUAGAUGGAGCAUGAGAAGUCCCAUACACCAUUUAAAAUGGAAACAAUAAAACCACCUCAUUUCCUGCCUGCGCAGACUUGUCUGGUCAUUUUGUCAAUUGAAACAUUUCCUUUGAUCAAACCAUACUAGACCUUAAAGAAAAAAAAACUUCCUUUAUUCUAAUCUGUUAAAAUGGUUCAAGAAUAAUAUUAAGGGACAGAUAAAACAGAUCUUUAUUGAUUAAAGAAUAAUGUUUCUUUCAGAAAGCAAAUGGCCAGCAGUUUUAAAUUGAUUCCAGCAAUUCUAUUAAUGAAAAAAAAAUUAUUCAGCAGUACAGAUGUUCUGAUCAUUUGAAAUGUAGACAAAUUUACAGAUUGUUC